Messenger RNA from Purpureocillium lilacinum, 2301 nucleotides. The record is from RefSeq and is a predicted model, not a curated record. NCBI's taxonomy places the organism in Eukaryota, Fungi, Ascomycota, Sordariomycetes, Hypocreales, Ophiocordycipitaceae.
AUGGUCCCUCUGCCGUCCUACAAGGAGGCGACGGCCAAGCCAGAUUGGCUCCGUCUGGUGGCUCCCUACGUCCGGUUCGACGACUAUCGCUCGCUUUGCCUAGUGAAUCGCCGGUCCUGGCGCAUAUUUGCUCCUUGUCUAUGGGCGGACCUCCUUAGAGCAGUUCGUCGCGCCGGCUUGGACCCGGGUGAUGACUUGGCGUGGUGGUUCGAUUUUGUCUUCAACAAGCUCGAUCGCGUGGCUCCCGCGACGCGCUCGCUCGUUCGUGUCCUUGACGCGAGAGACUUUGCCAAGGACGCAUAUCACUUCGCAUCCGACGGCGGCGCUGGUUCGCUGGGCGAAAGCUUCGCUCGCGCGUUGGAGCUCCUCCCCAACGCCAACUCAAUCCUCCUGGAUGGUCAUGCCGAUUUGGAUGCUGCCUUUCUUGUGCACUCUCUGAGCGCCUCGCCACAACACAGACCACGUCUGCUUAGUGUAGCCGGUUGUCCGAAGCACCUGCCGGCAUCUUUCUUCACGUCAUCAUGCAUCCAGAAGCUGGUUUACCUUGAUGUAUCCGAGGUUCCGGGCUCGGUUCAACCGCUACUUCAGGCUGAAGUGCUGCCCAACUUGCGCGUCUUGAAGCUUCGGAGUCGCGAGAUUGAUGAUGCAACGCUCGAAGCUCUUCUAGCAAAGUUCCGGCUUAGACUUUGGAGUCUGGAUCUGGCUGGAAACAAACUCACGGACGCAACCAUCGAAAUGCUGGCCUCUUGGUCUCUCCCGCGCGGGGCGCUUCAGUCAGAUGGCCCAUUUCGGGUCCAAGGCAGCCUGCGCGCACUUGCACAUGGCACUCCUGGAUACGGCCAGUUUGUUACCAUCGACGAAUCCCAGUGGAGUGCCUCAUUCUCCCACCCAGAAAGGUACUUUGUCGAUGCACCCGUGUACGUUGCAGACGUUGGGCAGGAACAGCUCAGACCCGCAAGGCCUGACGGAGUCGUGCACGUACGCAGCGACUCGGCCGAAGCUUCUGCGCGAAUCCUCUCUAAAAAUGAAGCCGACUGGGAGGUGGAUGACUAUUGCCAAACUCGCGGCCUCACUCACAUUUCACUCUCUAAUACGAGGGUAUCGUCGUUUGGCAUUCAAAAGCUGCUGCGCGUCUCCUCAGGACAUCUGGAGGAGUUGGCUUGCUCCUUUAUGCCGCUGUUGCCCAUUGCUGCUCCCGUUUCCAAAUUCUGGCCCAAGUCCGCGAUGCUACACGGCAUACUUGGUUCGGCGCAUCUAUUCCGGCCCGCGUAUUCGUGCAGUCUUCGAAGCUUGAAGAUGCACCAUUCUCUUGUCACGAAUGUGCCUGCGUUGGAGAUUGACGGCUUUUCGGCGAUUGCGCGUGACUACUUGGCCGAAGCGGCCAUUCUCGAGCGAGUGGACCAGGCGUAUCCCCAGGUGUUCGUGCCAGACAUGAACCCAAGGCUGACGUCUCUGACAUUGACUGGCAUCCCUCGCCGCUCAUCUGGCCCUCUUGUACAGAGACUAAUCCGCUUUCUCGAACUGCUGUCCAGACAGGAACGCGCCAUCCAGGACGCGUCUGCUAUCGCGUCGCCGUGGCGUGGGCCCGGCCUGCUGCAGGGUCUGAGACACCUUGCUCUGGAGUUUGAACCCGACACGAUGGAUGACGGGUUCUCCGCGACGGAGGAUUUGGAUGCCGAGGAAUUGAUGGACGCUGGCGACACAGGCUUCAGCUUCUUCAAUGAAACGCCAACGGGGGAACGACGUCGCACAAGUACCGCCGUUGGGCCCCCCGUCGCCGAUGGGGUGCAUUCCGAAGCCGUGCCCGCAGGAACCCACCCCUCUGGGGCCGAACAGGACACCCGAAACUUUAUAAAAUAUGACGGGGAGUGGAAUGGAGAAGUUUUCUCUCUGCCAGUCUGGGUUGGUCCAACUCGAGGCGCCAACGAAGUUCUCGACGAGUACAGACGCCUCGUCAUGGGCGACGGCCUUCGCGACGGGGUCGGGCCAGCCACCCCAGGACAGAUACUCGCCGGCGCACCGGAAGGUUCCUUUGUCUUUCACGUAGCCUGGUGUGCCGCGGUGAUGCCGCGACAGUUGAGCCCCCCGGGGCGGGACGUUUUGGCUGGAAUGAAGGAUGUGCUGGCAGAACUAAGGACAUACCGCCUAGCCGGGCGAGCCAGUUACGCGAAGCUACAGCAGAGCGUUGGAACCGGCAUACCGGUUCCUCUGGGAGAGCCUCAUUUUUUCUGGACGGGCACGCUCAAGGUGUCGACAUCAGCGCCGCAGCCGAAUGUCCGUUCCACGAGAUACUGGCAAUGA